GGAGAACACAACACCUCACACUGGUGCAGUUUGGACUGAGCGAAGCCAGAGAACAUGACGUCUGUCGCUGUGAUACUGGGACUGCUGGUCUGCAUAGAGGCACCAGGCUCCAGUGCUGUGACUCCUGUAUUUUGGGAGAAGGGGAAGGAUUUACUGCUGGAAGUCAUGAUACGUGAUGUACCUGAAGAUUUCAGCCUUCUUUUAUGGACAUUCAAUGGAAAAGUCGUUCUAGUAAGAUUUUCACCUGGUAAAGAGCCAAUAGUCUCUAAUGUUUACACUGGAAGGGUUGAGGCUUCUGUGAAAAAUUUCUCUGUGAAACUGAAGAAUCUACAAGAGGCAGACAGUGGAGUUUAUACUGCACGAGUGACAGCGGAUCAAGUACAAAAACUAGCUGAAUACAGCGUCACAGCUCAAGAUCCAGUGUCUCCAGUUGCCAUGACAGUAGACUCUGUGUCCAGCAGCUCAGACUCCUGUAGCCUCACUGUGACCUGCAGCACACAGGACUCACAUCACAUCAACAGCACCUUUACAUGUGACACCAACACCUGCAGUCAGGAGGGAGGAGAGAGGUCAAAGGUCACAUCCCCUGGUGCUUCUCUCAAUGUCUACCUGCUGAAUGACUUAAUCAUCUGUAACCAUAGCAACCAGGUUAGCUGGACCAACAACAGAAAAAUGAUUGAUGAUUUCUGUUGGAGAUACACUGGUUCAGAGGCUGGUAUCUCUCUCUGCCUGGUGAAGACAGUCGUGUUCUCUGUCGGUCUGGUCAUCAUGGUGUCUGCUGUCAUCAGUGUCCAUCUCAUGGAGAAGCUCAAGAGGCACAAAUAAUCAAACCGUUCUCUACUGAUCAACUUCACAUGUGUCUCACAGUCUUAUCUAAAUGUAAAGUUAAAGGUGGCCUGUGUGGUCUUUUCUUUUUUAUAGGUGGGUCCUUCUCUUGUAUUAUGCAUGUGCACAAGAAAUGUAGCAAAGCACCGACAAAGUGAAGGAGGGAGAAGACUGCAGACAUAGAUGUAAACAAUUCAGGGUUUUAUUUCAUCAGCCUUUAAAAUGCAUGCAAAGCUUUUCUAAGGCAUCAAGGAUACUCACAAUAUAUGACUGUUAAUGUAAAUGUUGUUUCUUUGCAAAAAAACUUUUAAUAUUCAAUACAAAUGCAAAUUAUUCUUGAUUAUCCAUUGAUUGUAGCCAAUAUUCAAUAAUCUCAUUAUGUAAAUAAAACGAUUGUUAAGAGAUUCCCCUGUUAAAAAUGUCUGUGGAUGUUGUUUUCUUGAAAAAAUUUUAUGCCAUACUUUAUUGUGCAAUUUUUUUGCAUUUUUAUGCCUUACUAUACUAUGAUGUUUUCAUUUUAUCAUAAAAGGAUGGUUCAUAAUAUUUCACUGAUAAAUAUACUAUGAUAUAUUUUAUGCCUUGCUAUACCAUGAGUUUGUGAUACGGCAGCAUGCUCGUACAACGCUUAAUACUAUUGCCUCACGCUGAGAAGGUCAACGGUUCAAACCCUGGUUUUGGGCUUUACUAUCCCGUGACAUUUCUAUGCCAUACUAUACUAUGACGUUUUUUUGGCAUUUUCAUACUUACUAUAAUAUGAUGUUUUAUGCCUUACCAUACGUUUUUAUGAACUUCUAUGCCUUUAUAUACUAUGAUGUUUUUAUGAGAUUUUAUGCCAUACUGUAGUAUGACAUUUUUUGACAUUUUUAUGCCUUACUAUAAUGUGACUUUUUUUUUAAUUAAAUGCCACUC
Seriola aureovittata is the source of this 1734-nucleotide messenger RNA. RefSeq lists its product as uncharacterized. The coding region runs from base 55 to 825 and encodes 256 amino acids. The record is from RefSeq and is a predicted model, not a curated record. The transcript has 4 exons. NCBI's taxonomy places the organism in Eukaryota, Metazoa, Chordata, Actinopteri, Carangiformes, Carangidae.